GGUCUUCUGGCGGACCCAAUGGAGCUGUGGGAAGGCGCGGCCCGCUGCGGGCUUGGCAGCCUGUUAGGGCUCGCGGUCUUACCAUGCGGCUUAGCUGCCAUGUGAGUUCUUCUGCAGCCGCGGCGCUCAGGGGAACAGCAUGUCGACCACAGCGGCAGCUCGGAAGCGGGGAAAGCCGGCCUCCGGGCCCGGGGCCGCUGCAGGGGCCGGCAAGCGGCGGCGGAAGGCCGACUCUGCGGGGGACAGGGGCAAGUCCAAGGGUGGUGGCAAGAUGAACGAAGAGAUUUCCAGUGACUCCGAGAGCGAGAGCCUGGCUCCAAAGAGGACAGAGGAGGAGGAGGAGGAGGAGGAGGAGCUGGAGGAGACAGCACAAGAGAAGAAGCUACGCUUGGCCAAGCUCUACCUUGAGCAGCUCAGGCAGCAAGAGGAAGAAAAAGCUGAGGCCCGUGCAUUUGAGGAGGACCAAGUGGCAGGGCGCCUGAAGGAGGAUGUGCUUGAACAGAGAGGCAGGCUGCAGAAGUCGGUGGCAAAGGAGAUCCAGGCCCCAGCCCCCACUGACAUUCGAGUUUUACGUGGCCACCAGCUCUCCAUCACGUGUUUGGUCAUUACUCCUGAUGACCUGGCCAUCUUCUCUGCUGCCAAAGACUGUACCAUCAUUAAGUGGAGUGUGGAGAGUGGGCGGAAGCUGCAUGUGAUUCCUCGAGCCAAGAAGGGUGCUGAGGGGCAGCUGACUGGCCACAGCAGCCAUAUCCUCUGCAUGGCCAUCUCUUCUGAUGGCAAGUACCUUGCCUCUGGGGACCGUAGCAAGUUGAUUCUAAUUUGGGAGGCCCAGAGCUGCCAGCACCUGUACACCUUCACGGGACACCGGGACGCUGUGUCGGGGCUGGCAUUCCGAAAAGGCACCCACCAGCUCUAUAGUACUUCCUAUGAUCGAUCUGUGAAGGUGUGGAACGUGGCAGAGAACUCCUAUGUGGAGACACUGUUUGGGCACCAAGAUGCUGUGGCUGCACUGGAUGCCCUGAGCCGGGAGUGCUGUGUGACAGCUGGGGGCCGGGACGGGACCGUGCGAGUGUGGAAGAUCCCCGAGGAGUCUCAGCUUGUCUUCUAUGGCCACCAGGGCUCUAUUGACUGCAUCCAUCUGAUCAACGAGGAACACAUGGUGUCUGGUGCAGAUGAUGGCUCUGUGGCUUUGUGGGGCCUCUCCAAGAAGCGGCCACUUGCCCUGCAGCGUGAAGCUCAUGGGCUGCAUGGGGAGCCAGGCCUGGAGCAGCCCUUCUGGGUGUCUUCGGUGGCAGCCCUACUCAACACAGACCUCGUGGCUACAGGUUCUCAUAACUCCUGUGUGCGGCUUUGGCAGUGUGGGGAGGGCUUCCGGCGACUUGACCCUCUCUGUGACAUCCCUCUGGUGGGUUUCAUCAACAGCCUCAAGUUCUCCAGUUCUGGAGACUUCUUAGUGGCUGGAGUAGGACAGGAACACAGGCUUGGCCGAUGGUGGAGGAUCAAAGAAGCUCGGAACUCAGUCUGCAUCAUCCAGCUCCGCAGAAUCCCUGCACCUCCAGUCUCAGGCUCCUGACAUUUUGCCCUUAUUUAAGUGCUUCCUAGGCUCUGCUCCCCUUUUUGUAUUAAAGCCUCCCAUUUUGGAC
Molecule: messenger RNA, 1643 nt
Organism: Nannospalax galili (Upper Galilee mountains blind mole rat)
Lineage: Eukaryota; Metazoa; Chordata; Mammalia; Rodentia; Spalacidae
Gene: Rrp9
Product: ribosomal RNA processing 9, U3 small nucleolar RNA binding protein
Exons: 15
Coding region: 140-1573 (477 amino acids)
Cellular component (GO): small-subunit processome
Molecular function (GO): snoRNA binding; protein binding
Source: RefSeq, a predicted model, not a curated record